Molecule: messenger RNA, 5224 nt
Organism: Phymastichus coffea
Lineage: Eukaryota; Metazoa; Arthropoda; Insecta; Hymenoptera; Eulophidae
Exons: 2
Coding region: 914-4234 (1106 amino acids)
Source: RefSeq, a predicted model, not a curated record
UAUCUGGUCUGGUGAGCAAGCUAAACUUGAACAUGUCAUGAGAAGAGCAUUUUCCAAUCCACGUAGCAACUAUAAAUUAAGACAAUAACCAAAGAAGAGUGUCUCUCUCGAUAGAUCAACUUGAAAACAAUAGAGGCAGAAUGAAGCCAUAGGCAGCAAGAAUCAAGAGUUUGUCAAAGUGAAAUAAAUAAAAGAAGGAAGGAAGGAGACGGAUGAACGAGUAAGCAAGCGGGCGCGGGAUACAUGUGCGCGCACGAUCGAGACCGGAGGGGCGCGAUAGAGCGAGAGAGAGAGAGAGAGAGAGAGAGGCAAAGCCGGUGUAGCUGCUAGGGCUUCAGCCAGUGGCAGUCAGUCAGUUGGAGCGCAGAGCGGCGAACGCACGCUCCCUGUAGCUUUCUCACUCUCACUUUGUACUCGCUGUGUCUCUUACCCAGCCAGCCGAAGGAUCAACAAGCAGCAGCAUAUGCGCUGCUUUGGCCUCCAGCCAGACACCUAUAGAGCCCAGCUAUAAAAGCCGGCCGGCGAAGGAACUUCAGCUCCAGUGGACCAUGACAAGCGGUCAAGCGCAAAACGCACCGGUCUAAGCUAUCAGCUGAUAUCUGUACGAGCGUCAGGACUCCAGUGCUGGAUUAAUCGGAAGCACACACGCGCGCGCGCAUUGCGUUGAUGCAGCGCUCGAUGUGCGGCGCCGCAACUGGGCCGCCCAUGAUCGCUCGGUAAAACGAGCUCGACGAGAGCGUGGCUUUUCUCUUAUUUUCUGUCUGUGCGCGAGUGUGACAGUCCCUCUCGUACUUACGCCAAGCCAUCCACGGACUUCACGUGCGCUACCACCCACACACCCACAAAACAACGUGAGUCUCCGAUCUUUCCUUUAAGCGAAAGAUCACAUCCAAUCUUUCUCCCUUCAUGAAAGAUGGAGCGGCGACAAGCAAGGAGCUGCCUGCUGUCGUUAUUGGUGAUCGCGUGCUGCACGUCGAUCCUGGCCGCCCAAGCGGGCGAUCGGCGGUCCAGCUACCGAAGCAGCGGCGACGAGGUCCAAAGGCAAUCUAGUCAGCAGCAGCGGCAGCUGCAGAGAAUUCGCUCACCUCGGCGACUGGGCAGUCGGCACAACGAACUGGCGACGACCGAGUCGUCGCGAAGGACGACGCAGCAGCACGCGCUGAUCGCUGGCCACUUGCGGACUGAGAGCGUCAACUUGAACGCCAAGCAGCAAGAUCUGGCGCUCGAAGACGGGCUACUUCUCUCGUCCGCGGGCGGCGGCAAAGACAGCAGAAAGUCCAGCGCGAGCGGCAGCGAGGACGACGACAAGAAGACGCUCGCGCAGCAGGUGAAGGAGGGCAAGUACGGCCUGCUGCAGAACGAGCUGUUCGCCAAAGGGCCCAAGCGGCCCGGCAUCCUCAGCUACUCCUCCAACUCGGAGGUGCCACGCGACAACCUGAAGAAUCUCGGCGGUCUGGACGAGGACGAGAUAUGGCUGGCGGAGAACCACCUACUCGUGCUCAAAGGCGGCAACUUCCACGAUGCCGACGCGACCACGGAGCUGCAAGCGAGCGACGUCAGCUGGCCGCCCAUCGACGACUACAGUGCUCCGCGGCGCCAGGUGAAGAUACCGCCGCGACCCAAAGUGCCGCCGCCGUUCCCCGUGCAGCUGACCGAGGACGGCCCCGUGCAGCUGCUCGGCAGCAACGGCACCAGCUUCGUCGCCGAGAACGACACCAUCGACUUCGAGGCACUGCCUGGCGGCUUCAAGGGCUUCCUGCCCGGCGAGGGGCCCUACUUUUCCCUGCCGACCAGCAACGCCAGCAGCGGCAGCCUUGCCGCACUGGAGAAGCGCCACAAGGCGGAGGGCUCGCCGGGCCCAUUUUAUCCGGCCUUGCCGCCAGGCGCGGUGAUAGUCCCGCCGCCAAGCAACCAGACCGACUACGACGAGGACCAGUCAAUCUACUACCCGCCGCCCUACAGCUUCGUUUACUCGCAGGACAACUCGACGGACAUACCGCCGGGCCCGCUCGUGCCCGGCAUCAUCCUACCUCCUCCGCCCGACUUCUUCUCGUCGCUCAAUGACGCGAAGGCAAGCAGCGCCAGCGCCAAAGACAAGCAGUCGGCGCCGGGCAAGCAGCAACGCCCGAGCAGCACGACCACCCCUCUACCGACCGCCAGACCCUCGUCCUUGCCGCCCCCGAGGAAGUUCAGCACCAAACUAUACAAGACGCCGUCCGUCACGGCUCGGCCCGUCGGCUUCAAAUCGGCCUCUUACAGCCCCAAGCCGCUCAACCGGGCCAAAGCGAAGAACGGCAGCAGCAGCAGCAGCAGCGGCGGUGGCGGCGGCGGCGGCGGCGGCGGCGGCCUCUUCCAGCGCUACCAGCACGCGAGCAAGACGAGCGCAGCACCGCCGACCUACAAGGCGCUGCCGUUCGUCGAACUCACCACGCCGCUGCCCGCCAAGUCCACCACCCUUGAGAGUCCGGAGCGAUUCCACAUUGAACCGAUCCUCGGCAACCAGGUGACCGAGACGAGCACGCAGAAGCCGUGGAAGGCCGCAGUCAGCAGCAAAGCCGUGCCGCUGCUCACGUUCUACGCGUCGACCACGCCGACAUCACUGGACCAGCCGGUCGAGACGACCCCGUCGGCCGUCAACAACGUCGGCCUGACCACCGAGGAUCCCGGUGCGAGCUACCCUAGCCAGGCGUCCUACUACUUCUACGAGGAGGCGAGCAACGACGAGCAGGCGCCCUGCUCCACUCCCGCUCCCGUUCUGUUCUUCAGCACGACUGCCGAGACGCCGCCGUACUACAACGUUCAGAUAGCCGAGCAGCCCGAACAGCCCGAUCAGCCCGAGCGGCCCGAUCGCGAGAGGAAGGACUACUACGACGUCGAGAUGAUCCCCUCGCGACAGACCUCCAAGGACUUGAACGUCAAGCUGAUCGACUCGAUCGCCGAGCAGCCGCAGAUCUACAAGUACAUCGGCUCCGGAGCGACGAACAGCCGCGAGAAAUUCGAGAGCCCGCCCAUCAGAAGCCAGAGCCCGAGGAUGCUACACUCCGAGCCACUGUACUAUCAGCCCGUGCCGACGAGAUCCUCGCCGAGAUUGAGCUACUUCAGCACGCCCAAACCCAAGAGCUACUACGACCGAGCCAAGAUCGGCGAGAGCCUGUUCAGCGGCAAGUCCAAGCCCAUCUACCAGUAUAGCUUCGAGGCAACCAACUACAAGCGCAACGAGCAGCCCAAGAUCCGCGAGCCGGCCAGAAUCUACCAGCAGCAACCCGAGCCAGCGCAGAUCCCGACGCCACGGCGCCAAAAGGAGCUGUCGCUGUUCAACGAGUACCACGACAUACAGAGCGUGAGCGGCGCCGACCAGUACGGCGACUACGAGGGUGGCGAGGCGGUGGCCGAUCAGCGACUGCGCGCCGACAAGCUGCCCUACCUCGGCAACAAGAAGAAGGAGCGAGCCUACUACCCGCAGUCGACGACUGCCGUGCCCGUGCGCGCGACCACCCUGGCCGGCCACCAGCAGUACUUCACCAAGCAGGACGAGCAGCUGCUCGACGACGUCACUAGGGAGUACUUCACCAUGUUCGGCAAGAAGCUGUCGGGCAAGCUGCCCAGCACCACGCCCAUCUACGGCAAGUCGAGCGUCAGCACGGAGCGCCCGGCUGUCUACAACGCUAACAGCUACGCGGCUCAGCAGCCGCCUGCCGGCGCCUUCCGCGCGGCCAACAUCAAGGUGCACUACGGCGACGCCACCCCGGGGCCGUUUUCCCUCAAGGACGACGCGCUGGUCAACUACAAGAAGCCGCUGCCGAGCAGCAGCCCCGACGCCGAGUUCGUGUCCGCGGUGCGCACGCCCAGGCCGAGCUCGCUCCACGGCAGGUACCGAGCGCCCGCACCACCGGCCAGACCCAGACCGGCGCUACCUCACCUCACGGACUAUACGGCGCCUUUCGUCGGCGCCCAGCCCGCCAUCUCGCUCGCAGACGACGUCGUUGUCAAUUACAAGCCGCAGAGGCCGCCCGUUAAUCCCGACGCCGAGUUCAUCUCGCCCGUGGCGGCGGCGGCCAACGUCGACAAGCCCAACUCGUACUUUGCCUACCGGCUGCCCGGCGACGGCGGUCACUUUUACUUCCUCACGCCCCAGGCGAUCGACCGGCAGCAGCCCAGCAGUUACCUCUACUCUAGGCCGAGCAGGGCCUCCUGGCCUCUGCCACGCAGCAGACGUGUCCGCGACGCCGACUGAACUGCUUUCGAUCGCGCACUUGCAUCUUUCUCCAGGAGAUUGGAUCGAGUUUUAUCCUACGACUAGACGUCUUCGCUGUUCUUCGUAUUCAUUGCGCACUCGUAAAUUUGCCGAAAGUCGGCGCGAGAGCUCGUCGUAGAAAUAAAGUAUACGCUAAGAGUGUGCUGUAAGCUUUAAACUCAUCCUGCGAUAGGGCAGAUAUGUCGGAUGCCAUAUAUUAUCAAAUUUCUAAGUUCGGAAGAAAUGGGUGUCGUAUGUUUUUUCCAUAAUUGUACCGUGAUGUCGCGCGCGCGAGAGAGAGAGAGAGAGAGAGAGAAAAGUACAGAGCGGUUAAUAGAUUAUUUAUUGCUUGUACAUACAUUGUUUACUAAGUUAAUAAUUAUUAUUAUUAUUUGUAAUUAAUAUCUCGAUUAUGCGUAUACGCGUUUAAUUUAACGAUUCGUUUGUGAGUAGAAGUGAUCUUUCGUUUAUUGCGCCUUGUCUGUGAUUAAUGUUUGAAGUGUAUAUAUAUACCUAUCCAAGCUAAUUCACUUUUUUUGUAAGUCAUAGUGGUCUACCGCAAGAAAACUAUCGCUCUCAAUGAAUGCAUGCAGUUUGCCACGUGUCAUUUUUGCACUUAUUCGGAUUUUUAACGCGUUGUUUUAGCCUUAGUUUCCAAACUACAUGCACUACACAAGCUGCAUAAGGUAAUGCAUGAAUCACAAAGAAUCUUUUUAACGAAAUAUCCAUGUAUCGUCGGACCGAUCGAUCUGAUCGAUCGCUUGCACGUCUCACUCGAUAGAUUUUAGAUUUAAGUUGUUAAGUUGUACCGAGCAUAAAUGUUUAACGAAAUAGACUAAGAACAAAAAACCCUAUUCUUCGUAUUCCUAUUUCUCUAUAUGUAAACGUCAACGUCGAAUAUUAUCGUAAUGGAGCUUUGUCUUUAUACCUCAAGAUUACAUGUUUAUAUAGGAAUGAUAAUAAUGAAUAAAUAAACGAAUAAAAACAUUA